This is a messenger RNA of Mytilus californianus (California mussel), 1027 nucleotides long. RefSeq names its product WSCD family member CG9164-like. The transcript is spliced from 3 exons. The coding region runs from base 34 to 780 and encodes 248 amino acids. Lineage: Eukaryota; Metazoa; Mollusca; Bivalvia; Mytilida; Mytilidae. Gene Ontology annotation, molecular function: sulfotransferase activity. The record is from RefSeq and is a predicted model, not a curated record.
UGGCAACAAUGUUUUCGUAUCCCAGGAAACGCUAUGUGGAUAAAGCAUCCAACAGAAAUGAAUUGUAGUCAAACGACAAUAAAGAUGUCUAAGGAAAAAAGGCCUGUGACAGCAUUGUUUAGUUUUCCAGGUUCAGGCAACACAUGGACAAGGCACCUUAUAGAAUAUACCAGUGGUGUCGCUACCGGAUCUGUUUACUGUGCAACAAGCCUUAUACCAGUUUUCAUUGGUGAAUGUCAUGUUAAGGAUGUAAUUGUGAUAAAAUCACACGAAGGAAACAACAGGGUUAAAUUUGAAAAAGCCAUAGUUUUAAUUCGAAGUCCUUACAGAUCUAUUAUUUCAUUUUUCAAUUAUAGAUACUCAAGGGGACACAACCAAACAGGAUUUGCUUCAAAGGAUGACUUUGAAAGGUUAUUUGAAGGUUUUGCAAUUACAAAUAUUCAACAGUGGCGUGGAAACAAUCUAGGAUGGCUGCAGUUUAAAGGACCAAAAUGUGUUGUUUUUUAUGAAGAACUUUUGCAGAACACAGUCAGUGAACUGAAAAAAAUGAACAAUUUUCUAAAUGUAACGGUGGCAGAUACUACCUAUUCUUGUUUACUUAAAAACAUAGAAGGUGACUACCAUCGCAGUUACAAAUCACUGACAUUUAAUCCAAUGCAAUAUUAUACAAGAAAGCUUAAUGUAACCAUUGAGAAUGCAAUUAAACAGGUAGAAGAAAAGGUGGCAUAUGUUACCGGUAAUAAUCAUAAUAUUAAACGUUUUACUUCCGUAUUGAAAUAGAACAAAGCGAUGAAAUGUACUUGAUUCAUUUACAAUACAUUGAAUGCAUUUUGGUCAAAAGCUCUUCAACUGUUUCGAUUCUUAUUCAUCCUUGGCUUUCUGAUAUAAUUGAGCUUUGAGAGUUCCUGAUGAAGGUAAAUCAAGAAAAGCGCCUCGGACGUAUGGAAUUUUUAAAGUGUUUCUUAAUUUGUUUUGCUAUAACUGCCAAUAAUGAUUUCGCAUCGAAUUGAGACUUACCUAAAUAUAC